GGAGCUGUACAUCACACGAGGCCCCGAAGGACUCGGGUUAACGGGAUGAAGCCGUCAGUAUCCCCGGGGACGGAGCGGUCCCAGACGAAUUCCUGAGUCACCGUCGAGAGAAAGCGUUCUGAGCCGCCAUAUUGAAGCUGGGCAAACCGAAGCAAGAAAGGAUGCCAUGUUGGAUCUUUGCCAGCCUUGGUGCUGAGGGGGCUAGGUUGGAGAGAGAGCCCAUAUAUACAUUAUGGGCAAAUGAUGCCAGGCUGGUUGCCAUGUCAUUAACGGGCCCUGCUUUCCACCAGUUCUGUGGAAGAGGUUAUUAUGGGGGAGGGACGUUAGGUCGCUUGCAUUAGUAUACUGUGGUCCUGAGUGUGCGUGUGCAUUUUCCCCAUAUUUCUUGGGGAAAUGUUUCCGAGCAAGCUGAAGCUUUUUUUUUCACCAUCUUUCUUAUGGGCACCCUGCCGUCGCCAUUGCUCCACUGUGAUUCGGCGAAGCCCCCGUGGCCGCCAUGUUGGUCUCGGGCAGCCGAGAUAAGGGAGGCGGAGUGUGCAGAGUGGAGGCGGGCCAACCAUGCGGAAGUGACGCAAGGCACCGCCAUGUCUUUUGAGGGCGGCGACGGUGCCGGGCCGGCCAUGCUGGCUACGGGCACGUGAGUGGAGGCGGCGUUGUGAACCGCGGUGUGGGGAGAAUUUGGCCGUCCGGAGGAGAGGGGUGCUGGGAGGGCGAGCCGCUCGCGGGAGGAGUAUAGCCAGCGUAGGUCAGAGGGCAGAAAUCGCCCAGUGACCCUACGCUGAGCGCUGGAAAGGUGUCGCCCGCGGGAACCGUCGUGUCUGACCCGAGGCAACGCUUAGACAGCCUUAUCCUCUGGUCUCUAGACCCACUAGGAUCUUUACUUUGGCCGUGGACCAUGUCCACAGGGUCGGGGGGUUACUCGGUGGGGCUUCGGGGCGCCCCUCACCCGUCCAAAGGCGGGACUUCCGGUCCUGGCCCCCACCUGGGCGGGCUUUCCUGUUUUCUUGCUAGAGAAGUGGGUCUUUCCCUGGACCCCCUGGCGAAAUGGGGAUUCUGAGCGGUAGAGAAAGACCCCGGACAUUCACCUGCCCCCGGCCACUGGGUGCAUCCUCGAGUUCCUCCCACCUUGGGGUGGGGGAGGGGUUUACUUCCAGUUUGACAGGUGGUGGGAGGGGACUUCGCUAGCAUCCCUCAUUCCUUGGGGGGCUUUUCCUCUUUCCUCAUCUCUUCCUGGAGUCACUUUCCUCACUUCAUCUCCUCACCUCAUCCUAAAAGGUCAAUCACCUUACCUGUCCCUUCCUCCUCCUGUGGAGGACAGGUCUUACCUCCCUCUCUCCCUAAUCUUAAACACCUCCAUUUGGGGGGAGGGAGGAUCUUCCAUCUCUAAGCUCCUUGGAAAAUACAGAACUUCCUCCGGAAGCUGAAGGAGUGGGAGACUCUCCUGUGGGGUACUUGGCUUGGUUACUCUCCUGUUGGUCCUGGCAACUCUCCUGUUGGGUAACCGACGCCAGAGAGCUCCCAAGCCUUGGCAGAGAGAGCUGCGUGAGUCACCCUUCUCCUCUUUGAGGGCGCGGAUGGCGUCGGGGCGCCCCGAGGAGCUGUGGGAGGCCGUGGUGGGGGCUGCCGAGCGCUUCCGGGCCCGGACGGGCACGGAGCUGGUGCUGCUGACGGCUGCGCCCCCCCCGCCCCCCCGUCCGGGCCCCUGCGCCUAUGCAGCCCACGGUCGAGGGGCCCUGGCCGAGGCUGCCCGCCGCUGCCUCCAUGACAUCGCCCUGGCCCACCGGGCAGCCGCCACCGCCCGGCCCCCCAUGCCCCCACCAGCACCGCAGCCGCCCAGCCCUGCACGGAGCCCACCUCGGCCUACCCUGAACAGGGAGGAAGAUGAGGAGGAUGAGGACGAGCCAACGGAGACAGAGACCUCUGGGGAGCGGCUGGGUGUCAGCGAUAAUGGAGGACUCUUUGUGAUGGAUGAGGAUACCACGCUCCAGGACCUGCCCCCCUUCUGCGAGUCAGACCCUGAGAGCACGGACGAUGGCAGCCUGAGCGAGGAGACCCCCGCUGGGCCCCCAGCCUACUCAGUGCCCCCAGCCUCAGCCCUGCCCACACAGCAGUACGCCAAGUCCCUGCCCGUGUCCGUGCCCGUCUGGGCCUUCAAGGAGAAGAGGACAGAAGCUCGGUCAUCUGAUGAGGAGAACGGGCCGCCCUCCUCGCCGGACCUGGACCGUAUCGCGGCGAGCAUGCGCGCGCUGGUGUUGCGGGAGGCCGAGGACACUCAGGUCUUCGGGGACCUGCCGCGGCCACGGCUCAACACCAGCGACUUCCAGAAGCUGAAGCGGAAAUACUGAGGUCCAGGGAGCUUCCCGGCCCGGCGUCCGCCCCACCCCCACACUACACCCCUGCCCCGCCCCCGGGGCCCGCCAAUCCGAGUCAGAUCCGGGACCGGCCUCCCGGGCCACCAGGAUUGACCAGCCCCUGCCAACCCCCGCCGCCCUUCCAGCCCACGACCGCUCCCGCGCGGAUGAGCGAUGCCUGUGCAGUUUCCCGAUUGGGUCUGUUUUCUCUCUGCCCAGCGACAGAUUCUUUCUAUUAAGGGAUUGUCUCGCUCCUCGAUCGGGACGUGGCUAGUUGGCCAACUUCGUCGUUUUCCGCCUAGCAACAAGGGCUUUGCUCGCACGGCAUUGGCUCCAUUCCUGAAAGAGCACAGUCAAGCUCCAGGAUUGGGUAGUGGCCCUCGACUUCAGCACGGUGAAUGGGCAGCUCCUUCACUUGAUUGGCUCGAACACUGUAAAGGGCUUGACCAAUCUCCCGAGAGAGCCAUCACCCUUCCUGAGUUCCCCCGCCUGAUUGGUUCCACUUCUGGGGGCGUGGCCAACCCUCUUCCUGUGCCCAGGAUUGGCCUGUGGCCUUAAAUUUACGUUCUUUACACUACUGGGGCUGGGGUCGUCUUUUGCCGAAGUCCUGACAAUUGUCCCUCUGGCCCCCUCAGGGAUGGCCCGAUCCUGUUCCUGCGUUUGACACCCUCUCAUUGGUUCCAUCCCACAACAGCCUGCCAAUCAAACCCGUCCUUGCAUCCAGGACGUUACCAGCUCCCGCCCCUCUCCCCCCACCCCCACAGGUGCCUUAAAGGGCCCUCGUCCACCCAAGGUGGGGGGCAGGGGGCCUCACUCUCCGGCCCUGGUGUGGGGGAGAGAGUGGGGGGUCGGGAUCGGGAGUUGGGAGGGGCGCUCUGAGAUUAAAGAGUUUUACCUCUGACAAAUGA
Messenger RNA from Globicephala melas (long-finned pilot whale), 3259 nucleotides. RefSeq names its product AKT1 substrate 1 (gene AKT1S1). The record is from RefSeq and is a predicted model, not a curated record. Lineage: Eukaryota; Metazoa; Chordata; Mammalia; Artiodactyla; Delphinidae. Gene Ontology annotation, biological process: neurotrophin TRK receptor signaling pathway; negative regulation of protein kinase activity; negative regulation of TOR signaling. Gene Ontology annotation, cellular component: cytoplasm.